AUGUGUGCUUUAUACAUAAAUUUCUUAGAGACUACCUGCAAAGAUACAAACGAAGAUCUGGUUUUGACCGUGAAUGGUCAGAAACUUACGAACUGGGUUGAAAAGAUUGACACCAAAAAAAAAAAAUUAUUACAAAAAAAUUAUACUAUUACCGGGAAUGAAACGAUGAACAUUACGUGUGAAGCUAGAAAAAGGUUAAAGAUUUAUAAUGCUCCAGAGUUUUAUUACAGAAUUGAAAACCAAACUCAGGAAAUAGAUACUAAACGAGGGACGCUAGUUGAGCUAGAUCACUGUACGAAGCAUAAAGAUUGCAAAAAAAUUAGCGUGAAUCUGACAGUGGUCCCAGGGUCUUCCUUAACAUGCAAUACGACGUACAAGUCUGGUGGACAGCGGAAAAUCAUACAUUUGGUUUUAUUUUUUUUUAUGAUUAAGAUACAUGAGAACAAGACCGCGGUUUCCCAUAAAAUGUUAGCAAUAAAAGGUCUUAAAACGGAAAACAUAAGAUUCGAUAACGGAACCAUUAUAUCAUAUAAAUUUAAACAUGGCGAUGAAAUUGAACUAACGUGCCUCAGGAAGCCGACGCGUCACGGCAAAUUUAACUUAGCAUGGUAUAAAAAUGGCCAAAGUCUAACAAGAACAAAAGAAAAAGAAGUGAAACAAAACUUUCUUUUGCAUGAUGUGGAUAAUGGGUCACUUAUUACCUGUGGAUUAGAUGGAUCACUUUAUGAAGACUCUUACGAUUAUUAUGAAGACAUACCACCGUAUUACGAACAUCACGAAAAUAUAUCAAUCGUAUUAUUAUAUGAAAAACAUAUAACUAAUACUAAAGGACCUACAACAAAAGUUCAAACUAAAAUGGCUUCGGCACCAGAUAAUAAGAUAGCGGUUGCCAAUAAAUUGUUAGAAAUAAAAGGUCUUAAAACGGAAAACAUAAGAUUCGAUAACGAAACCAUAAUAUCAUAUAAAUUUAAACAUGGCGAUAAAAUUGAACUAACGUGCCUCAGGAAGCCGACGCGUCACAGCAAAUUUAACUUAGCAUGGUAUAAAAAUGGCCGAAGUCUAACAACAUCAUAUUUUGAAGAUGAAGUGAAACUAAACUCUCGUCUGUAUGAUGUGGAUGAUGGGUCACUUAUUACAUGUACAUUAGACGAAGACGUUGAUCAAAAUGGCCAAGACUUAGUACCGUAUCACGAAAGUAAAUCAAUCAUAUUGUUAAAUGAAAAAUAUAUAACUAAUACUGAAGGACCUAUGACUACAGCUCAAUCUAAAAUGACUUCGGCACCAGAUGAGAAACGUAACAAUACAGACGAAACUAACAUUGGAAACAAUAUCCCGCUCAUUGUUGUACCUGUUGCUGUUGGUGGACUAGUAGCUGUAGUGGCUGGAGUUAUAAUAUUUGUAUGGAAAAAGAAUGAAACUAAAAAAUCAAAGAAGGAAAAGGAUGAUAUGCUUUCUGAAGAAACAACGAUAAGCAAAGAUGAGCCUCGCAACGAAUGGGAAUUUCCGAGACAUCGAAUAAGAUUAUGUAAUAUUGUCGGUGAAGGUACUUUCGGUCAAAUAUGGCGAGCAAAAGCUAUGGAUAUAGACGAUUCCGAAACUACGGACACUGGUACA
This is a messenger RNA of Brenthis ino (lesser marbled fritillary), 1614 nucleotides long. The record is from the annotation of a GenBank genome assembly. Lineage: Eukaryota; Metazoa; Arthropoda; Insecta; Lepidoptera; Nymphalidae.